UUAGUGUGACGUAUAAUCUAGUGGACGGAACGCUUCUUUCAGCAGCAGCAACAGUUAGUCAGCCACCUCGGUAGCUUGCUAAACAAAAUAGCCGAACCCAUAAAACUCUUUAGACGCUUUAGUGUAUAUAAGCCACUGUGUUUUAAACCCUCUUCUGUCGUCUAGUUAGUUAGUUAUCCUAUUUCAUUUCAUAUUUACGGUGUUGUUGUUAUUAUUCAGCUGGCGGGCUGGUUAAGUUAGCAUUAGCCUAGUUACCUAGCAUCUCCGACCAUGAGUUCACUAAAUUACUCUCUUCCUGCUGAAGAAGAGACGGUCUGCUGGACGGAGAAAGAAGCUCUCAUCAAAGAGGAGGAGGAAGAGAAGGAUGUUACAAUACAAAAACAAGUAGAGGGUGAGGCUGUUACAUGGAAAGAAGAAGAGGAAGACGCGUUCAGAGUGAAAGAGGAGGAGGAUGUUACAGUAAAAGAUGAGGAGGAUUCACUUUUUGAAGUGAAAGCGGAGGAGGGGGAGAAUACGGUCUCAUCGGAAGAAGAGGAGGAGGAAACUGGAUAUCUGGGCCCGAUUUCCCAAACGCAAUUUAAGGCAUCCAGUGGUUCUAAAGAUGAACUUAGCCAUAAGAUGGUUUUGAGAAACCGGGCCGUGAUUACCACUGGAGAGAGACGGGACUAUCGUGGAUCCUCUGGGGAGCCUCAACAGCCCCAUGAUGCUGACAGGGCAGAGAAGAGUCUCUCCACGUCAGAACUCCUCAAGAAACACCAGCAGAGAUAGACAGGAAAGAAACCUCACCGCUGCUCUGACUGUGGGAAGAGAUUCACCUCCUCAUCAGGCAUUAAAAUUCAUCAGAGAUUCCACACAGGAGAGAAACCUUAUUGCUGUGGUCAAUGUGGGAAGAGAUUUACCUCCUCAUCAGGCAUUAAAAUUCAUCAGAGAAUUCACACAAGAGAGAAACCAUAUGGCUGUGCUCAAUGUGGGAAGAGUUUUGUUAAUUCUUGCAAUCUGACUGCACACCAAAGAACACACACAGGAGAGAAACCAUAUGGCUGUGCUCAAUGUGGGAAGAGUUAUUUUACAUCUAGCCAUCUGACUGCACACCAUAGAAUACACACAGGAGAGAAACCUUUUAGCUGUGAUCAAUGUGGGAAGAGUUUUGUUAAUUCUUGCAAUCUGACUGCACACCAAAGAACACACACAGGAGAGAAACCUUAUAGCUGUGAUCAAUGUGGGAAGAGUUAUUGUCAAUCUGGCCAACUGACAGUGCACCAAAGAACACACACAGGAGAGAAACCAUAUAGCUGUGAUCAAUGUGGGAGGAGUUUUAGUACUUCUAACUAUCUGACAGUACACCAGAGAACACACACAGGAGAGAAUCCGUUAUGUGAUCAAUGUGGGAAGAGUUUUACUACUUCUGGCUAUCUAACUAUACACCUUAGAACACACACAGGAGAGAAAUCUUAUAGCUGUGAUCGAUGUGGGAAGAGUUUUACUCAGCCAAACAGCCUGAAUAUACACAAGUGGACACACACAGGGGAAGGGAUACUUCCCUUCCCCUGUGUCUCAGAUCUCUGAUUAAACAUAAAAUACAUGAAGGAGUUGUUUCAUGAUAUCAUUGAAAUAAUGUCACAAUGUAGAAUGUUUUAACAUUGUAGUAGGAGUAUUUUAAUGAUGUCAUAAUGUAGAAUGUUUUAACAUUGUAGUAGGAGUAUUUUAAUGAUGUCACAAUGUAGAAUGUUUUAACGUUGUAGUAGGAGUAUUUAAAUGAUGUCACAAUGUAGAAGCCUAAAUGUUUGUCCCCUGUUCUAUUGAUUUCAACAUGAUAUGGAUAUUAGCCCCAGGGGGAAAAUCCAGGCUCUGAAUUGGAAGAGUAUUAUUUAUGUGAUUUAACAAAAAGUUACUAACACAAAUAGAGCUGUGUUGCACUUACCACGUUGGUGACCCACUGGAAUCAAAAUGCAACACUUCAAAAUGUAGCUAGCUGUUUUCUACAAGUUGUCCUCUAAUCAGGGAUGUACACAUUAUUCCCAUAUUCUGUGUGGUUUUUGAGCUGUUAGUUUUAACAGGACGCGUAACCUCAUCUCCCUUCUGUCACAUAAUUAAUUUUGACAUGAUAUCGAUGAGUGAUGACAAAUAAGGGUUGUGUUCGUUUGUUUAGCGACCCCUACAUUUAAAUGCAUCACUCCAAAAUGUAGCUGACUGUUUUCUGCAGGAUGUCCUCUAACCAGUGAGGUGAACAAUAUCUCCCAUUUCCAUGUGUUUUUUUAGUUGUGUUAGUUUCAACAGCACGUACAACCUGAUUUCCCCCCUAAUCGAUAUCAGUGAUUUAUUGCUACUUGUCAAAACAACAGCGUUUCUGGUGCUUGUGCAGUUUAUAAGGAGCUUGUUUUAAAAAAUACAAUUAUUGUGGCAGAUGUUUGUGUAUAUACCACAUGUUAGGUUUUCAAUUGAUCCCAAACUGUUUCUGCAUAUUGGUUAUUGAUUUGGACAUGUUAAAACUGUGUUUUGACAUUGGGGCUAUGCAACCUAGCAACUAUGCAACCAAAUAUUUCAUAUUUACAUUUCAUGUAACAUUUAAUGAAAAUUAUUCAUGCAACCAACUGACAGUUUUUUGGGUACAAUUAUAUUGACAUUGUUGCCCUGUUUUUAGAAUAUCAGGGUUAAUUCUCUCAUGUGCCAAACCAAAUGUACUAGAGCAUGACAUUGGGGACUGGGCCCCGAUCCAACAACAUGCCUAUUAAGUGAACCCUGAAAAGAGAGAGAAGCUCCGCAGUGAGGUGGAAAGUUACUACGGAUAUUGCAGGAGUUUCCUCUUGAAAUCAGACACGUCCGUGGUGAGAACAACCUGGUUGCUGAUUGUCAAAAUGUGGCUGGCAGUCAAAAUGUUUUGCGUUUAGCCAGUGCAUUGCCAUGGAUCACAGUUUAUUUUUACUGCACGUUUUUCCGUAUUGGAGAUGAGUUUUGUUUGGGCUCGUUCCAAGGGGACGAGAGUUCUAGAAGCUAGUCAGUUUUAGGAAGAGGAGAGUUCUAGACGCUAGUGGGUUUUAGGAUGACGAGAGUUCUAGAAGCUAGUGGGAAGCUAUAGAAAGAAAAGUCUUUGUGGGAAUAAUAAAAAUUAAAAAAUAUUGUUUUUAAUUGUUGUUGCCAGUAGACAGACACCAUGUUUAUAUUGGUGACGGUGAAGCAUUGUAGUUGAUUAUAAUGUGAAAUGGAAGUUGUUUUCUGUUGUUGGUGAGCAUUCUCUUAAGGUGUUAGUUAGUCUUUGGUUUUUCCAUUUAUGUUUUGAGGAUGGACUUUAGAACGUAUAGCUCAUUAGCACGUAGGACACACUGAUUGGUGUCACCUCGUUAGUCAGUAUACUAGAGCAUGACAUUGGCGACUGGUUCUUCCUGUCUUUAAGUUUGUUGUGGGUUUUUCUUUUGUUUGCCUUUUCUUGGGCAGAUUUAGUGGGUCUCAUGGUGGGUGUCUUAUGUCCCAGUUGUUGUUACUAGUCAACUUUCAGUGGACACUGUGAGCAAAACUGCAACAUUAUGUUAUAAUACUUUUAUUGGAUCAAAUGGUUGUUUUAUGCAACAGAAUAGAGGGUUCUUAGAACUAUUGUGUCUGUGUGUUCUACUGAGGAUGGGCCUCUGGGAGGAAACACUGACAGGAGAUUUACAAUGUCUUUUGGGUGAUAAAACCUAAAGAGACCGCAUUCCAGAGCAUGAGUUAAUGUUUCUGUUCUAUAUGGUACCAGGGAGAGAUGACCCCAGGGCCAGACCCUGGUCUCUACACAAAGAGUACUGUUUUUACAGCAGAUACUGUCUGCUGAGAAUUAUAAGUAUCUUUCAUACAAAUCUUAACCUUGUGACCCGUUCUAUACAUCUGUUGUUGGUCAUGUAGGUUGAAAGGGGUGUAUCUUGGCUAUAAAAGACCUUUGUACUUUUGUCUCGUGGCUCUCAAUGAAUCAUCUGGGGGUGAUUUGUCGACCAGCCAUCAUUAUCGUAGAGCACUCAAUUGAUUCACUUUAUAUGUGUGCAUUGUAUUGACCUGCUCCCUUAUUAAUAAGUGAAUAAAGGUUUAGUUUAAGAAUAA
Messenger RNA from Salvelinus fontinalis (brook trout), 4065 nucleotides. Its product is annotated as proline-, glutamic acid- and leucine-rich protein 1-like. The record is from RefSeq and is a predicted model, not a curated record. The transcript has 2 exons. Lineage: Eukaryota; Metazoa; Chordata; Actinopteri; Salmoniformes; Salmonidae. The coding region runs from base 271 to 768 and encodes 165 amino acids.